This is a messenger RNA of Manduca sexta (tobacco hornworm), 5227 nucleotides long. It is a transcript of the gene Rtf1, whose product is annotated as RNA polymerase-associated protein Rtf1. NCBI's taxonomy places the organism in Eukaryota, Metazoa, Arthropoda, Insecta, Lepidoptera, Sphingidae. Bases 258 to 2657 code for a protein of 799 amino acids. Gene Ontology annotation, molecular function: DNA binding; RNA polymerase II C-terminal domain phosphoserine binding. Gene Ontology annotation, cellular component: Cdc73/Paf1 complex. The transcript is spliced from 20 exons. The record is from RefSeq and is a predicted model, not a curated record.
CUUGAACCGAUUUUUUGUGCUAAUUACUGAAACGUUAUUAUUGAAACGUUUAUUACGUAUAAUAAAAAUAAUUUGUAGCUUUAUAAAAUAUAUAUACAGAUCUCGUUUCGUUACAAAUGACAAAUAAACCGAAUAUCAAGAACAAGAAUGCGCCAAAAAAAACAAAUAGUGAGUCUAUGGUCGAUUGACGACUUCGCAAAGAAGGAAAACCAAGCAAACGUAUUUUAGCAUUAUUACGAGUGUUAAAAUACAAUAAAAUGGCCAAAAGAAAGAAUAAACCAUUAAUAGAUUCAGAUUCCAGCAGCGAGUGUUCAGAUUUAGACUCGCAAUUCUUAAACUUAGCAAAGAAAAAAAAGAAAACAGAUUCCCCUCCACAGUCAAGAUCAAAGGGUAAAUCAUCGGGAAAAUCAUCAGAUAGUGAAUCAGAUUGGGACGAUGAUGAUAAGAAGAACUCCAAAUCUUCGUCAUCAUCAGACUCGGACUCGGAAAGCGAUGCAAAAAGCGAAGCGUCAACAAAAAAAGAACAACCACGCAGCACUCGAAAGACAUCUUCAGAUAUGUCCGAUGAUAAUAAAAAGCGACCCGAGCCAAAAAAGGUUGAGGUCAGAAAAAGCACAGACAGUGGAGGGUCUGAAAAGAAAAAGGACACUUUUAGUGAACCUGAAGAAGGUGAAGUGUCAUCACAUUCAUCGGAUAAUGAUUCCAUUGAUUCUGAAGAGGAAUUUGAUGAUGGAUACGAUGAGAACCUCAUGGGGGAUGAGGAAGAUAGAGCCCGGCUGGCAGCUAUGUCGGAGAAGGAGAGAGAACAGGAGAUAUUCAAGAGAAUUGAGAGGAGGGACCUUAUGAAAACAAGAUGGGAGAUAGAACGCAAGCUUCGUUUAGCUCGUCGUUCCGCCGCGGAGAGGUCCGCGUCCCCCGGCGCCAUCGCGCGGCGGAGGGAGGCGCGGAAGCGGAGGAAAGCGCUGCGAGACCAGAGACAACAGCGCGAGAAGGAGAGGGAGCGCGAGCGGGAGAGAGAGAGGGAGAAACAAGCAGAGGCCGAGGCAGAACAACCCAAAGAGCCUGAGGAAGAGAAGGAUGCUCCACCGGCGAGUCCUGGGGAGAUACUGGAUGAUUCCAAAGAUGCAGAAGCAUCAGAACGGUCAGCAUCACCACUCUUCGGUGCAAAAACAGAAGGUCGCAAACGGAACGUGGACGAUCGCAGACAGAACGCGAUGGCCGCGUUGAGGGCACAGAGAGAUGCCAAGGCGACAAGAGUGGAACACAUCAAGCAGAAGAGAAAAUUAGAGGAAGAGAAGAAUAAGGACAAGGAAGAGGAAGAUGACGCUGACGCGGAAAUAAUAGGCGGCACGAGCAAACAGAGCGUCAAGUUGAAGGCGUCAGAUAUUUAUUCUGACGAUUCGGGAUCAGAUUCUGAAGAUAAUAAAUCUGAUAUCUCUCAGAGUUCUGUAAAAAUGAGAACGACUUUGGCUUCAGGACGUCGAAGUUCAACAAGCUCUUCGUCUUCUGGAGGAGAAGAGGAAGAGAAGAAACGCGAAGAAGUAGAAGUCAAAUACGCGGACACGAGGGAUCAGAUCAACAAACUCAGACUGAGCAGGUUUAAGCUGGAGCGUCUGGUCCACCUGCCGUUCUUCGCGCGAGUCGUCAACGGAUGCUUCGUGCGCAUCGGAAUUGGGAACAACAACGGCAACCCCGUGUACAGGGUGGCGGAAAUUAUAGAUGUAUAUGAAACGGCAAAGAUAUACAAUUUGGGCAACACGCGAACCAACAAGGGAUUGAAGUUACGUCACGGGACGCAGGACAGAGUGUUCCGACUGGAGUUUGUUAGCAAUCAGGAAUUCACUGAUGGCGAGUUCCAGAAAUGGCACAAGGCGAUAAAGGACGCGAACAAGAAACCCCCCACCAUGGACUUUGUGCGGAACAAGAUCAGCGAAGUUAAAGACGCUCUGAUGUAUGAGUUCAAGGAAGAAGAUAUAGAAAAAAUAGUGGCAGAGAAAGAGCGUUUCAGAUCUCAUCCUACAAACUACGCGAUGAAGAAAACACAACUCAUGAAGGAGAGAGACGUGGCGCAAAUCAGAGGUGACGAUGAACUGGUGAUGGAACUCAACGCCAAACUGGAAGAGUUGGAGGAGAGAGCCAGCCUGCUGGACAAGACGAGGACCUCCUCUAUACAGAGCAUAUCGUAUAUCAACAACAGGAAUAGAAAGUUGAAUGUAGAAGCUGCCGAGAAGGCCAUUAUGGAAGAGGUGAAAGCGAACAAAGGCAAGAAGCAAGACGACCCGUUCACGCGGCGGCACACCAAGCCCGUGAUGAACUUCAAGUCGCACCAGGGGAACAGGAGUCAGGAGUUCGAAGCGGCCGUCGCAGAUGCUCAGAAACAGAGAGAAGAAGAGCACAAAAUGGCGCGCGAGAGACAAGAACGGGAGAGACUCGUGCAAGCGGAGGAGGACGAGAGAUCGCGAGUGGACAACCCGUCGUCUACGGACAACACGAGUCUGUACUCUCUGCACGACUUCGACAUCAACAUAGAGCUAGACCUGCCUGUGGCGAAGGCCGUUUCCUCCCAACCGAAGCAAGUGACCACAAAAGUGAAAGAGACCGGACCAAAGCGCUCGCUGAACCUCGAAGAGUACAAGAAACGCCACGGGCUUAUAUGAGUGUUGUGCGGACUCGUGCGCGUGUGAUUGUCUAUGGACUUGACUUUACUGCGCGGUUGGAAACACUUUUGUCUGUGGAAAGUUAUUUACAGCUAACGGGUGUUACGUAGUUCCGGCUCGAAGGACCGAAAAUUGAUUUGAAGUAUUAUAGAGGUAUACAUCCGGUUAGAAGGAUCAAGGUUUGUUUAUGGAAAACUUACAGAUCCUGUUUGAAGAGUCAUAGCAAUUGUUUAUGGUUCCGUCAACAACCAUUAUGAUACCCAACAGAUGCAUUCGUCUAAAGGAUCUAAAAUAGAAAAUUACGAUAAACGUGUGUUAGUGUAUUAAUCCGGCUCGAAGGAUCCAAUCGGUUGUCUUAUGAGCUAUGUUUAACAGAUGACUGGUUCGCAGGAGUAAGACAUUGUCAACGCUAGACUAUGAAAUGUUACAUCCAGACUUUAAAUCCGGCUCGAAGGAUCAAACCUGCAUUGGUUGUCUAUGCCUUUCUAUAAAUGAAUUUUUAAAUGAAAUAUAAGGAAUAUUUUAUUUUGUUUGUUCAUGUCUAUUUAAAAAGAUAGAUGGGAUGUUAUAUACAGACUUCAAAUCCGGCUCGAAGGAUCAAACCUACCCUGGUUGUCCAUGUCUUUGUAUAAAAGAAAAUUCACAAAAUAUAGUAAAUGUUUCAUUUUAUUGUCUAUCUAUAUCUAGUUAUAAAAGCCGGCAUAAAAACUCAUCUAUUGGUCGUUAGAGUAUGCAUUCGGGGUGCAGGAGAUUUUCUGUACUCACAAGCUAUAAAUCCAACACGCGGAAACCAUUUUCAUUAGUCGAUGGGACCAGAGUGUUUUUUUGGGUAUCGAACCCCGCAUUCCACACCGGAUGUAACUCGCGAACUGGAAUCCCCCAGCUUAGCGACUGCAAGGCCCUGGAGGAAGGUUUGGAAGGAGUUGAGGAAGGAGAAGGAAUCGGGCAUCUUAGGAUGGGCGGAGGGAAGAAGGGAGAUGUUCGCGAGCCCUUAUUGACCUCAAUAUGAAUUUGGCAACUAUGAGGUAAAAACACUUAACAGUGUGCCUAGGGCCACGACAAAUGUCCCCCCGUGGGGUGCAUGCGGUGUGGAGACACAGAGUACAAAAAUUGCCGAGGGCGGAGGACCGAAUAUUUUGGUUCAGACAUACUAUAGUGCCAAUAUGAGGAACCCUUCAUUAUUCAUUCUCCCAUGUUCGGAGAAAUCCCCCAUGCGGCAUAACGAGUUAAUAUCCAGGGAAAUAAGCCAUUAUUCGACUGCCUCGGUGGCGUAGUUGUAUUGCACGUCCGGUACAAUAGCGCUCUGAGGUCCUGAGUUCGAAUCCCGGGUCGGGCAAAGUGAUAUUUGGGUUUUUCUGCUCAGUAUCAGCCCGGAGUCUGGAAUUUGUGCCCGAUAUGGCGAUAGGCUCGCCCCCUAUCACAUCAUGGGACGGAACAUACUUGGCGAAAAGUGGGUGCCCUAGUUGCGCCUCUGCAUACCCCUUCGGGGAUAAAAUGCGUGAUGUUAUGUAUGUAAAUAAGCCAUUAUGAUUGCAACUAAUAACUUCGUUCGGUCGUAACUUUUCAACAUAGCAUAUUGACUGUCUAGUUAAGUCUGCUCUUGAUUUUAAAACUUAAUUUCUGGACUAUAAAUCUAUGUCUAAACGUAGGCUGUGACAAAUACUUUUAUAAUUGUUUUUUUACAUUAUAAAUAGAAAAUGUUGUUUGUCUGCGUAUCGAUUGUCAAAGUGUUUCCAACCGUAAUGUAGAAAUAAUAAGUACUAUUUAUAAAUAGCUUUAAUUAUAAUGUUAGUUGUAAUCGAUUUAUGAAGGUACAUUUUGUACCGUCUUUUGUUACGUUUAGUUUGACAUUAAUUCGAGUUAGGUGUGUCGAUUGUAUCGAUUAUUCGGUAAUGGAUUUGAAUAAUCCGUUUUUAAAUCGAUGACUAGGUUUGAGUGACUAUGUUUCGGUCAGCUUAGAAUCGAUUAAAAUUAAUCGUUUUGAUGCUUAAAACGAUUUUAAAGUAAAGUCGAUAUUCCUAAUUUGAGUACGAACAAAUAUGUUAUUCGCUUUUGAUCAAAGCUUAAGUAAUUUUAAUAAAAACGUUAUUAAAAUGCGUAAUAAUUUAAUUAAUAAUAAAAUAAUUGUUUACGAAUUACACAAUGUAUGAAUAUUUAUUUACCUUGAUUAUGAAAUGUAUGGAUGUGAAAAUUAUGUUAAAUAGCAAAUAAAAACUUAUUUGUGAAACGUAAUCUGAUGAAAACUAUCGCAAAGCCAUAGUCGCUAAAACAAUAUUGAAAGCAUUGACAUAACUACUUCAUAAGGGGCCCCUAAAAUAUGUACCUACAUAGUUUAUUCCAGCGAUCUUUAGGUCCUUUGAAAACUUAAUUUAACAACAUUUGGGGGUUCCUUGAAGCGCGCAGUCCGCGGUGUUAAUGUUAAUUGGAAACUUCGAGAACAAAUUGCGUACUUAUAUUUAUCCUUAAACCUUAACCCGUGAUGUAUGGAAUAAAGGAAAACUAAACACAUGCGGUUGCUUCGGACAUAAUUAAUAAAAACACCAUCAAAAUUACAAAAUUUCCCCUUAUAA